Molecule: messenger RNA, 513 nt
Organism: Paramecium tetraurelia
Lineage: Eukaryota; Ciliophora; Oligohymenophorea; Peniculida; Parameciidae
Exons: 2
Source: RefSeq, a predicted model, not a curated record
AUGAAAGGAUUUCUGUAAAAAUUGAUGGGUUAGAUAAAAUAGGAACCUAAUUUAACCCAAGCUGGGUAAUUCUUUAAGAAGGUUAGUGGGACUAGUAGUCAGAAAUAGAAUGCAAAUAAUCCUCAUUUAAUAGAUAGAAUUGAUCAAUUGAAUAGAAUAAUAAUUUAAGGGUACUAAAGGGACUUUUUGAUGCUGAGAAUCAGAUAAGUAAUCACUGAGGCAUAAUUGGGUCAUAACAUAUCUCCGAAAGUCCAGGAUGCUUGUGAGGUUGUUCAUUAUGCUUUAUUAAAUAAUAUUCCGGUCUUGAUAUCGAAAGUAAAAUUGGUACAUCCAGAGUUUGAUUUAUCAGAUUAGAUCAUAGUCGAUGAGAAGGAAUUCGAGAAACGAGGAGAGGAUGCGAAUCCAGAGUUGAAAUCAGAUAUACAGGUGGACACUUUUGCAAAUAAGGAUUAGAGUGAAUAUUAUGACAAUUAAAGGAAUAAAUGGAAAGAGUAAUAGAGAAAGAAGAGAUGA